AUGGACUUGACCGCCUCAGCAGCGCUGAACUACACCAUGCCCAAUAUGUUUUACCAACUCGUCGGCGCUUUCGCCCUCUUCACUGCGCUCCCCUUCGCCCAAGCUGCACCAAAUCAUGACAAGCAAUGCUCGACUUCGCGCACGGAGCACAAACGCAGACUAUUCGUGCUCACAGAUAUAAGCAACGAGCCUGAUGAUCAGAUGAGUCUGGUUAGGUUGCUGACUUAUGCCAAUGAGAUUGAUAUUCAGGGCAUUUCUGUGACGACUUCGACGUGGAUGCCUGAUAAGAUCGACUAUGAGUCCGUCGUGGGUGUUUUGGAUGGUUACAAGAAGGUUGUGAAUAACCUCAACGCCAAUGUUCCAUCUCACGCGCCUUACCCCUCGUACAAGUAUCUUCUUGACAGGGUUCACAAGGGUCAUCCUGUUUACGGACGAAAAUCACUCAAUAUGAGUUUGAGCGACGGUGCGAAGGCGCUUGUCAAAGCUGCUGACAAGGCGAGUGUCGAUGAUCCUCUUACAGUGUCUGUUUGGGGCGGAUCUGCGAUUCUUGCUGAGGCUCUUCAGCACGUUUCUCGCACCAGAAGCGAAGACGCUGUUGACGCUUUCGUCGAAAAGCUUCGAGUUUACGCCAUUUCCGAUCAAGAUGACACCGGUAUCUGGAUCCGUCUUCGCUACCCUCAGCUCUUUUACGUUGUCUCUCUGCACGGUUUCAGCGAGUACACUGUUGCAGCAUGGAACGGUAUUUCGGGUGAGGAGUACCGUAACUUUGACCAUGGUGGCCCAGAUUCCAGCAUUGUCUCUAAUGGCUGGCUGGAGAAGAACAUCCGACUUGGUCCUCUGGGGUCUCACUAUCUCAAUUGGUCUUUCAUCAUGGAGGGAGAUACACCCGCUUUUCUUCCUCUUGUUCAAAAUGGUCUGGGUGAUGUGAACCAUCCUGAGUGGGGAAGCUGGGGCGGUCGGUAUACUCUCCUGGACCACACGAACCAGUCGCGCGUUUAUGCUGAUACGAGUGACUACGUGGUUGGUGCCAACGGAAAGGCAUUCACCAGCAAGUUUGCAACUAUCUGGCGAUGGCGCCAGGAUUAUCAGUUUGACUUUGCUGCCCGCAUGAAGUGGACUGUCAACUCCAAGUACUCUGAGAACAACCAUCAGCCCGUUGCCAUCGUCAACGGCUCUUGUGGCACGGCCCCAUUGAAGCUCAAGUACAAGCCUGGCAGCAGCGUUGUUCUCGAUGCGUCAAACAGCUGGGAUCCUGAUGGUGAUGAGCUCAAGUAUGAUUGGUUCCACUACCGCGAGCCUGGUGGUGCUUACGGACGAGGCUUGGAAGGCUUUAACCCUUCGCUCAAGAUGAAGCCAAUUUUGACGCCCAAGAGCCCGAAUGUCAAUAUCACAAGCAUCAAGGAUGACGGCAGCAUCGUCAAGCUGGAGACUGCUAAGAGUCUGAACGAUACAAUGCACAUUAUUCUUGCCCUUCGCGAUGCGACAGAGAAGCCUCUGGCUACCUACAGGCGGAUUAUUCUGGAAGCUAAAUAG
Molecule: messenger RNA, 1533 nt
Organism: Fusarium fujikuroi IMI 58289
Lineage: Eukaryota; Fungi; Ascomycota; Sordariomycetes; Hypocreales; Nectriaceae
Exons: 2
Coding region: 1-1533 (510 amino acids)
Molecular function (GO): hydrolase activity, hydrolyzing N-glycosyl compounds
Source: RefSeq, a predicted model, not a curated record